This is a messenger RNA of Aspergillus wentii DTO 134E9, 1251 nucleotides long. Its product is annotated as aspartate aminotransferase. NCBI's taxonomy places the organism in Eukaryota, Fungi, Ascomycota, Eurotiomycetes, Eurotiales, Aspergillaceae. Gene Ontology annotation, cellular component: cytosol. Gene Ontology annotation, molecular function: pyridoxal phosphate binding; L-aspartate:2-oxoglutarate transaminase activity. The coding region runs from base 1 to 1251 and encodes 416 amino acids. The transcript has 4 exons. The record is from RefSeq and is a predicted model, not a curated record. Gene Ontology annotation, biological process: L-aspartate biosynthetic process.
AUGGGUUCUUCCAGCCCUUCUAUCUUUUCCACGCGCAUCGUGCCCGCCGCUCCGGAGGAUCCUCUCUUCGGUCUGGCCCAGGCUUUCCGUCAGGACCCUUCGGAUAAAAAGGUCGACUUGGUCAUCGGCGCCUACAGAGACGAUACCGCAAAGCCUUGGGUACUUCCUGUCGUCAAGAAAGCAGACGAGGCCAUUCGCAAUGAUCCCAACCUCAACCAUGAAUAUCUGCCCAUCAAGGGCUUGGCUGAUUUUACCGCUGCCGCUCAGAAGCUCAGUCUUGGGGCUGAUAGUCCCGCAAUUCGAGAAAAAAGAGUCUGCACGCUUCAAGCUGUUUCUGGCACCGGUGCAUUGCAUCUAGGCUCUCUCUUCCUUUCUCGAUUCCACCCCAACACUCCCCAGAUCUACCUCUCCAACCCAACAUGGGCCAACCACCACCAGAUCUUCACCAAUGUCGGCCUCUCCCUCGCCAGCUACCCUUACUUCUCCCCCAAGACCAAAGGCCUCGACUUUGAUGGCAUGAUCAGCGCCCUGCGCGCCGCACCCGCCGGCUCCAUCAUCCUCCUCCAUGCAUGUGCCCACAACCCCACCGGCGUCGAUCCCACCCAGGAACAAUGGAAGGAGAUCGCCGUCGUCAUGCGCGAGCGCAAUCACUUCCCCUUCUUCGACACCGCCUACCAGGGCUUCGCGUCUGGUGACCUCGCCCGUGACGCCUGGGCAAUCCGGUACUUUGUCGAACAGGGCUUCGAGCUCUGCGUCGCGCAGUCCUUCGCAAAGAACUUUGGUCUGUACGGCCAGCGUGCCGGUGCCUUCCACUUUGUCUCCGCCCCCGGUCCCGACUCCGAGGCCGCCAGCCACAACAUCGCCUCUCAGCUCGCUAUCCUCCAACGCUCCGAAAUCUCAAACCCCCCAGCGUACGGCGCCCGCAUCGUCAGUCGCGUCCUCAAUGACCCCCAGCUCUACGCCGAGUGGGAAGAAGACCUCCGCACCAUGAGCGGCCGCAUCACCCAGAUGCGCUCGGGAUUGCGUCAGCGUCUCGAGGCCAAGGGCACCCCGGGCUCCUGGUCGCAUGUAACAAGUCAAAUCGGCAUGUUCAGCUUCACAGGGUUAACAGAAGCCCAGGUGAAGGUAUUGCGAGAGAAAUGGCAUGUCUACAUGACGAAAAACGGCCGUAUCUCCAUGGCGGGCCUCAAUACAAAUAACCUCGAUUACUUUGCCGAUGCGGUUGAUAGCGUUGUACGGGAGACUUCAUGA